UUGGCCGCGAUCCAACCCACCCAGCCUCCCUCCCGCUCGGUCGCUAUCCGAGGGCCCUCGGACGUAGGGCGGGAUGGCAGACCCCUCCGAGGCCCCGGUCACGCGGCAGGUCAGCGGUCACGCCGCCCCAGCCCCAGUCCCAAGCGGCCCCGCGAGCUGGCAGCCCCUGGCCGCCGCCGUGGCCGAGCUGCCUGUGCUGGACGCCUCCGGGAGGCCUGUGCCGUUUGGUGAGCUGUUCCGAGAGCGCCGGGCUAUCGUGGUCUUCGUGCGGCAUUUCCUGUGUUACAUCUGCAAGGAAUACGUAGAAGAUCUGGCCAAAAUCCCCAAGAGUUUCUUACAAGAAGCAAAUGUCACUCUCAUAGUGAUUGGACAGUCAUCCUACCAUCAUAUUGAGCCUUUCUGUAAACUAACUGGGUAUUCUCAUGAAAUCUAUGUUGAUCCUGAGAGAGAAAUUUAUAAAAGAUUGGGAAUGAAAAGAGGUGAAGAAAUUGCCUCCUCAGGACAGAGCCCCCAUGUAAAAUCAAAUAUACUCUCAGGAAGCAUUCGGAGCCUGUGGAGAGCAGUAACUGGCCCUCUUUUUGAUUUUCAAGGAGACCCAGCUCAGCAAGGUGGAACACUCAUUUUAGGUCCAGGUAACAACAUCCAUUUUAUACACCAUGAUAGGAAUAGGUUGGAUCAUAAACCCAUCAACUCUGUUUUACAGCUUGUAGGAGUUCAGCAUGUGGACUUUACAAGCAGACCUUCAGUUAUCCAUGUGUGACAUUACAGAUUCUCUCAAUUUCAAAUGGACCUUGAGACAUGACCUGAAACAUGGGGAUGUCAUAUCCUCAUGCAGUGCCUAUGUUGUUGACCCUCCCCAGCUUUUGAGGAGUUAUAGAACCAUAAAGAGGCUUUGUACCACUGUUUGAACAUCAUGCUGAGAGACGUCAGUUGUCCAAAAUGUGAUAUCUGUAAUUUUAUAGCUUUUAAGGUUUUAUUUUAUAUAGCAAUUUUUGUAAAAAAAAAACAAAAAAAAACACCUAAAUUUUACUUACACAAAGUAAAACUUUAAAAGCUAUAAAAUUAUAAAUACCAGUCUUUAUUUUACCGUAUGCUAUAUCUAUUCAAUGAAGAUAUUUUUGACCAUUAAAAUCAUACAUUUUUAUAAAGAACAUAUAAGGAGAAAGGGAAGCAACCAAGAACAUUUGAUCCAUUGAGAAAAGCAGGAACUCAACCUCUGUAAAUAGCAUAAUCAUAUUUUUAUAGGUAUACAUUUAUAUUUUUGUUUGCUUAAAAAGAAAGACAGGAAGUAAACACACCAGAGUAUCACCAGUAGGUAUCAUUAGGUGGUAGGAUUACAGGGUUUUUUUUUUCCUGUACUUUUUUAUAUUUCCCAACUAUUCUGUUAUGAACAUGAUUCAUUUUUUGGCAAAGAAAAGAUCUUGAAAAAUUAUAUGAAGAAUAUGUUCCCACGUAGCAAGAUCCACAAAGGUGCAGUUAUACAGGCUGCAGGCCAUACGUUUCUAAUUCUUUACUCAAAGGAAACACAGCAGACCAAACCUACAUAUAGCCUACAUUCACAGACUUUGGCCACACACCUAGUAUCUAUUUCACUAGGAUUUUGUUUAGGGGGGCAGGGGUUACUAGUAAAAGGUGAAAAAUAUGUUUGCAAUGUUUGAUGUGUGUUUAAAAUAUAAUCAGUAUGCUUUUUGAAAGGAAAUUUUAAGAAUUGUUUAAACUGAAAAAAUAAGAAAUUUUAUAAUUUAAAUGUGCACUAUGAUUUGGUUGUAUAUUCUCAAACAGCUUCUAUUUCCCACCCCCAAGUUGCUUUUAUUUAAUGAACAAUUGUCAUCUUUCAUUUUUCUAGAGUCUUAAUAUCUUUAGUGGGAAGUGUCCUAGGAAUUCUGAAAAGUACAGCAAGAUUAAAAUAUUGGUAAUUAUUAGCAAGUAUAAUACUGCUUUGAACUUAAAAUACUUUUAUAACAAGCAUAUAAAGGUCAUACACAAAAUAUACUUUAAAGUGCCCAAAAAUCUGAAUCUAUUUUCAUGUGUAUAUAGACAGAAAUCAUGUUUUUAAUCAACGGAAAUGGGCUAGCUCAUAAAAAUUAAAAUUAAAGUGUUUUGUUCUAUUUUAUUAAGUAAGGAAACAUUGGUGGCCCACAUACCUUUACUGACUUUAGACUUAAAACUGCUGAAUCAUAGCUGACACAAAAUUUAUAUAUUUACAUUUAUAUUAUAAAAGUGUACAUAUAAAAAUGCCAUAUUUUUUAAAGAUACAUAAACGCUUCAGCGAGGAACAGUUACAUAAAUACAGUGCAAGAGUAAAUUGCCUACCCAGACAAACACAGUGUGAGAGAAGCUGAUGCUGAAUAACAGUUUUUUAAAAAGCAAGCAUGGCAGUUUAUACUUACUGCCCACCAUUAAGCAGACAUUAGAAAUGUUUGAAGUCUUGAAGAACUGGUCUGUAAGUCAACCUCUGGUGUCCUCACAACAGUGAUUUUUUUUUUUCCAAUGGGUCCUGUAUGUUCUGAUUUCUUCUAUUUAGAAAGUUGGAAAUCUUUAAUGAAUUUAUUCAAUGAAUGAUGUGGCAAAAAAAAAAAAGACUAUCAGUUUCGAGGGUUUUAGCAAAUUUAUGAUUGAAAACUAACCUUACAUUGAAAUUCUAAGACAUUGAAGACAUUGAAAUUGGCCCCUAAGAAGAAAACUAAACAAAAUAAAUAAUGAAA
This is a messenger RNA of Capra hircus (goat), 2705 nucleotides long. It is a transcript of the gene PRXL2C, whose product is annotated as AhpC/TSA antioxidant enzyme domain containing 1. The coding region runs from base 74 to 760 and encodes 228 amino acids. The record is from RefSeq and is a predicted model, not a curated record. NCBI's taxonomy places the organism in Eukaryota, Metazoa, Chordata, Mammalia, Artiodactyla, Bovidae. The transcript is spliced from 6 exons.